AGCUGCUCUGAUUUAGUCAAGUCAAGAUAAUCCAGCUCAUACCGAACCUAGAGCUCCCCUUCUGAUCCGGCUUGAGCAACGAUGCAGACACCUCGACUCGCCAAAGCCCUGCCGCGGGCGACUUCGGCUUGCCGACCCACUGCUCUCUUGACGAAUGCCCAGUUCCGUAGAGUUCCCCCCGUCGUCACUUUCAGUCAGCCACCAGCGCGACCACAACUACAAGCAAGACGAUGGUACAGCGGACCAGUACUGGAUGAGUUGGACGCAAAAGCAAAGGACCGACCGAGGGGUCUUCGGAUAUCCCACUUGUUCGGGGCGUUGGCGCUGAUGGGCAUGUUUGUAACGACUUAUGGUCUAUUGGAGUGGUAUUUUGCUUUCAGUACAUGGCCGCCGGAGGUACGGGAUGAUCUGAAGAGAGCUAUCAAGGCGAGAAAUAGGGGGGACAUUGGAGGUAGCGAAAAGUUGUUUCAGAGCGCCAUCGAUAAAGCCCGUGCGCUUCCCCUACCUACCCUUGGUCAAGACCCGCUCUUGAAGCUCACUGGACUGUAUAUCACCCUGGCGGCGAUGCAUGAAUCCGCUGGACAGCCGAGAAAGGCGUUCAGGAUGUUGCAGGCGGGGCUGGGGAUCAUCGAUCGGUACUCGGAUUCCGCUUCAGAUCAUACAUCAACAUUGACUACAGCGCGAAGAUCAAGCCCAGAUCCGGCCGCUGCCUCAAAUGCGGAUGAGGACGCCUACGUCUUGACAUCAAAAGACCAUACUCGGGCUAUAGCGAUCUGUCAAAAGCUAGGAUCCUUGGCUCUCCAAGCUAGCGAGCCCGGGCAGAUCACACGACCUUAUACACCCGGGGCUUCAUCGUCUUCAGGGGGCCAAAGAACAGCGAUGGAUAGGGAAUGGGAGGGCUUGGCAGAGAAAUAUCUCGUCAGGGCUCUGGAGGGAAUGAUCAGCUUGGGAGCGCCUCGAGAGUUGGUUUCUGCUACACCUUCGAAGACAAACUCGGAGACGACCAAGGUCGUGGGCCGGGACUUUAUCUUCCCGGACGAGCAAGAUUCUCCGUCGGAGAAGGAACAGGACAAGGGAGACCGAGAGAUCAGUGGAGAGUCGAUCGCCAAGGUGACCAGGAAGAGUAUGGGUCUGACCAUGGAGAGCUUGGCAGACCUUUACGCUAGGCAGGGCAAAUUCGAUCGAGCGAACCCGCUAUACGUCCAGGCCGUGAGCACGUUGUUGCCUCCGGAUACGCCCGAGAAGAAAUCGGUCGUCAGCGUGGCGGAUCGGUGUCAAGCCGCUAUGCUCAUCAACACCCUCUCGUCAUCGCUCUUGAACCCGCCUACGUCUCAGAACAUCACCGCCUCGAAAGCUUGGUCGUUACGAUCCCUUCAGCUGGCUGAUCGGGCCCUAGAGGAGGAAGCGAGCGAUAUCAAGGGGAGUGGUGCGGUGAAGAGCAUCUGUGAGCGGGCGAGGAUCGUUGCCGAAUUCAAUAUGGGUGCAUUGUUGGAGAUGGAAAAAGACGUGCCAGGCGCGAUCAAGUAUAUGAAACAGAGCGUAGCCCAUGCUAAGGCGGCUGGGUUCAGGGAAGGGGUGAGGGAAGGAGGGGAUGCGUUGGAGAGGUUGUCACUGAUGAAACGUAGUUGAAGAGGGUGAAGGGGUUGUUGUAUCACGUGACCCCCAUCCUUUUUACGUAAUCGCGUCAUCCCAACCAACAACAAACAAACAAACAAAUCCGAGCGAGUUGUUUGAACUUCUACUACUCUACAUAUGCAUCAUCUACUCUAC
Filobasidium floriforme is the source of this 1770-nucleotide messenger RNA. RefSeq lists its product as uncharacterized. Gene Ontology annotation, molecular function: protein binding. Lineage: Eukaryota; Fungi; Basidiomycota; Tremellomycetes; Filobasidiales; Filobasidiaceae. The record is from RefSeq and is a predicted model, not a curated record. The transcript has 7 exons. The coding region runs from base 82 to 1629 and encodes 515 amino acids.